UGGGUGGGAACAACGCGGAGGCUACUACCACGAAGUCUUGGUGGGGUGUGUGGGUGUGUGCGGAGCGCGUGGGGAUAAAUAGGAGCCUCUCUGCUCCCAGCUACACUCCCCCAGCGGCCAGUAGCCCGCCCGCCCUGGGGUUUGCUGCCCUGUAACCAGGGUGCCAACCUGAAAAGCAGUUUCAUUUCCUUUUGCCUCCCGGGUAGUUUCGGGCACCCUAUUUGACGCUGGUGGCACAGGAAGGGGGCUCAGGAGGAGGCGGGGGACUCGGCCUGACAGAGCGAGGUUGAUGGACCGGGCCGCCGCAGGCAGCGGCGCCAGCUCCCAUCCCCUGCUCCUGACCCUCGCCCUGGGUCUAGUGAUCUUCCACUGUGUUGUGGCAGAUGGGAACUCAACCAGAAGUCCUGAACAUGAUGGCCUUUUUUCUGGAGGUUCCAGUCAGAACUGCACAGCUGCUACCACACAAUCCAAACAGAAAGGCCACUUCUCUAGGUGCCCCAAGCCAUACAAGCACUACUGCAUCAACGGGAGAUGUCGCUUUGUGGUGGCUGAGCAGAAGCCCUCCUGUGUUUGUGAUGAUGGCUAUGCUGGAGCAAGAUGUGAAAGAGUUGAUGUGUUUUACCUAAGAGGAGAUAGAGGGCAGAUUUUGGUGAUUUGUUUGAUAGCAGUUAUGGUAAUUUUUAUCAUUUUGGUGAUUGGUGUCUGUACAUGUUGUCAUCCUCUUAGGAAACACCAUAAAAGAAAGAAAAAAGAAGAAGAAAUGGAAACUCUGGGUAAAGAUAUAUCUCCAAAUAAUGAAGAUAUACAAGAGACUAGUAUUGCUUAAUGGUUAUGAAGGUACUCCCAGGCUGAUGGCAAGCUAAAAAUGCCUCAUUCUUUUGAAAAUGGACAGACUUUGCCUCAGGAAAAUAGCUAGCAGAAAUGAAUUUUAAAUGAUGUAUUUUUUGUUUGUAAUGUUAAUAAUGUUUACUACUGUUUUAUAAUAGUAACAGGUAAUGUAAUUAUUGUUUGACAAUUGGGGGAAAACACAUUGUUAAAUAGGGAAUUUUUUUUAAAAUUUCUUUUUUGGGGAAUUAGUGUUUUACAUUCGACAGUAAAUACAAUAGUUUGUACAUGCAUAACAUUUCCCGGUUUUCCAUUUAACAAUACAACCCCCA
Molecule: messenger RNA, 1157 nt
Organism: Erinaceus europaeus (western European hedgehog)
Lineage: Eukaryota; Metazoa; Chordata; Mammalia; Eulipotyphla; Erinaceidae
Gene: BTC
Product: betacellulin
Exons: 6
Coding region: 290-826 (178 amino acids)
Biological process (GO): positive regulation of mitotic nuclear division; positive regulation of cell population proliferation; epidermal growth factor receptor signaling pathway
Source: RefSeq, a predicted model, not a curated record